Molecule: messenger RNA, 549 nt
Organism: Triticum turgidum subsp. durum (durum wheat)
Lineage: Eukaryota; Viridiplantae; Streptophyta; Magnoliopsida; Poales; Poaceae
Source: the annotation of a GenBank genome assembly
AUGGCUUCGACGGCGGCGGACGCAGGCAGCAACGGCGAGGUGGUUGCCGUGGGCGACAAGAGCAACAAGAUGUUCACGCUGAUCAGCUCCGACGGCGAGAGCUUCGAGGUCACGGAGGAGGUGGGCAAGAUGUCGCAGACCAUCAAACACAUGAUCGAGGACGGCUGCGCCGACAACGGGAUCCCCCUCCCCAACGUCCCCGCCAAGACCCUCAGCAAGGUCAUCGAGUACUGCAACAAGCACGUCGUCGCUGCCGCUGCCGCUGCCGACGACGACAACAACAACGCCAGCGCCGGCGCGAAGGAGGACCUGAAGAGCUUCGACGCCAAGUUCAUCGCCGUGGACCAGGCGACGCUGUUCGACCUCAUCCUCGCCGCCAACUACCUGGACGUCAAGGGGCUCCUGGACCUGAGUUGCCAGACGGCGGCUGACAUGGUCAAGGGCCAGCCGGUCGAGGGCAUACGCAAGAUGUUCAACCUCGAGAACGACUUCACGCCGGAGGAAGAGGCGGAGAUCAGAAGGGAGAACCCCUGGGCGUUUGAUCUUUGA